AUGCUUUCUUUUUCUUUCCCUUUCCCUUUCUUCCUCUUCAUCUCAUCUUCGAGAAGUCCAUACUAUCUGUCUCGCGGUUGGAGAACUUGCACGCCGUUUUAUGCUGCCCAUUGCCUGAGGAGCACCAUUAGCAAACGACCGGUUCCCUCCUGCCCAUCCUGA
Messenger RNA from Pochonia chlamydosporia 170, 162 nucleotides. RefSeq lists its product as hypothetical. The record is from RefSeq and is a predicted model, not a curated record. Lineage: Eukaryota; Fungi; Ascomycota; Sordariomycetes; Hypocreales; Clavicipitaceae. The coding region runs from base 1 to 162 and encodes 53 amino acids. The transcript has a single exon.